CACACACGCAAACACUGAAGUUUCCUCUAAAUGGCGAAAAGGCAAACAGUCCGACUGACCGUAGGAGAGUAAAGACAGAAACAGAGGUGGGUUAAAGAAAGACCACAAAGAGGACAUACGCUCGCCUGUUGUUAAUCUGAGGGACGGUGAACGCUGCUCCGCCUCACCGAAGUUUUUUGUUUUUCCUCAGUCCAAGAGGAAAACUUCUCCAGUACAAAGACGGAAACAACAUUUUUUUCCAUCCAGAAACCACAAACAGAUGUACCUGAGACCAGACAGCUCCGUUUGAUAAGACCGCAGCCACACAAACCUCAUCUGAGAAGUCUUAGUGGUUGAUGCCACCAGGAUGGGGAACAGCAGCAGCGACAGGUCCAGUGGGAGUCAGGGUGAGAGGUCGUACAGAGAUGGACAGCAAGGAGGGAAGGAGGCACGUCCCAACAUCCUGAUGGACAGCACAGAGGACGCAGAUCUUUUCCAGAGAGAAGAUCCAAAGGCUCCACAGGAAAUACAGGAAUUUCUGGCCUGGCAGCAGGACCUGGAGAGUGAGAGCAAAAGUCCAACACAGGCCAGACCGACUGUGUUCAGAUGGUCGGGGGUCGCCAAAGAAGUCUUUGUGUCCGGCUCUUUUAACAACUGGGCCACCAAGAUCCCACUCAACAAAAGUCAGAAAAACUUUGUGGCUAUUGUGGACCUGCCGGAGGGAGAGCACCAGUACAAGUUUUGCGUAGAUGGUCAGUGGACUUUGGAUCCGACUGGGGCCGUAAUGACGUCUAAGACUGGAACAGUCAAUAACGUUAUCCAGGUGAAGAGAACUGACUUUGAAGUCUUUGAUGCCCUCAGGAUCGACUCACAGGAUUCUGCUGACAUCUCAGACUUGUCCAGUUCCCCCCCCGGCCCCUACCAACAGGACGCUUAUGUGACCAAAUCAGAAGACAAGCUCAAACACCCUCCUAUCUUACCUCCCCACCUGCUGCAAGUGCUGCUCAACAAGGACACAGGUGUCUCUUGUGACCCGACGCUGCUUCCAGAGCCCAACCAUGUGAUGCUCAAUCACCUGUAUGCCCUCUCCAUCAAGGAUGGGGUGAUGGUUCUCAGUGCGACACACAGAUACAAAAAGAAGUAUGUGACCACUCUUCUGUACAAGCCAAUAUAAUCCACAGAGCCAUGAUCCCUCCUCGUAUACUGGAAUAAUAAUUCGUAUUUUGUUGUAUGCAGCUGUUUACUUGGACUGUUUUGUUAAAACCAACCUUAAAUAUCUUCCUAAUAUCAAUUUAAAACAUUUUUAACCAUCCUUUAAUCUCAUACUUUGAAAAUGUGCAUAUUUGGGUUGCUACACAGUGAUGGUGCUUCGUUCACGAUGAAGCCACAACCUCAACCUCUUUAUGAUCGGUUGGUGUUAAGCAAGCAGAAAAUGAGAGGAGAAGGGGUCAGGUGAGGUUUUCAUUGUGCACUGCACUUAAUCCACAUGUGUCAGUAGAUGAUGUUGAUGUUGUUUGAGUACUCUAAACUUCAGGAUAUCAGGACACGUGUGUGUAGGGUGAAAUUCAACUGGAAUGCAACAUGAGUCUCACUGUCUUUAUUCUCUUUAUUUUAAACUGAUGCCUUUGUUGAAAAUCAGACUUCUUUUACAUCACGUUUUAUUGAAAAAUUACAAAGAAAUUAAAAUAUCUUUAUAAAAUA
Messenger RNA from Toxotes jaculatrix (banded archerfish), 1680 nucleotides. RefSeq names its product protein kinase, AMP-activated, beta 1 non-catalytic subunit, b (gene prkab1b). Gene Ontology annotation, cellular component: nucleotide-activated protein kinase complex; cytoplasm; nucleus. NCBI's taxonomy places the organism in Eukaryota, Metazoa, Chordata, Actinopteri, Toxotidae. The transcript is spliced from 8 exons. Gene Ontology annotation, molecular function: protein kinase binding. The record is from RefSeq and is a predicted model, not a curated record. Gene Ontology annotation, biological process: signal transduction. The coding region runs from base 347 to 1153 and encodes 268 amino acids.